Molecule: messenger RNA, 1317 nt
Organism: Gymnodraco acuticeps
Lineage: Eukaryota; Metazoa; Chordata; Actinopteri; Perciformes; Bathydraconidae
Product: interferon-induced protein 44-like
Exons: 8
Coding region: 114-1181 (355 amino acids)
Source: RefSeq, a predicted model, not a curated record
AAGUUUCACUUUCCUUUCCUCAGAAAAGUAUCCUACACUCGUGUUUGUAUUAUCCUCUAUCCUUUUGCAGCUGUUAUUCGCCACGUAGCCUAUAGGCUACUGCAGCGGUUAUCAUGCCGAAUCUCACUGAAGCAAAAAUAAGACCAGCCAGCUUUUCAUUUGCUUCGGCCCAAGAAGUUGAAGAUCAAGUUCCUGCAGCUAAACCGGCUUUUGCAAUUGCAGAGGACGUCAUAAGUCGUUUAAACCUUUGUUCAAACGUCAGUUCAACGGAGAAAGAAAAUAACACACCUUCAUAUACGUUUCCUGCACCUCAACCUAAGUUGGAAUCUCAAUGGAGAGAAAUGGAGUGGACAGAUGAGCAAAAGGCGAGUCUGAUGAAGACUGUCAGCUCCUACAGGCCGAGCUGUCACGAGGGGACUCAGGCUCGAGUUCUCCUCCUGGGUCCGGUCGGUUCUGGAAAGUCCAGCUUCAUCAGUUCAGUCCAGUCUGUGUUUAAUGGAAGAGUCACCAACCGGGCCAUGGUGGGCACCUCUUCCACCAGCUUCACCAAGAAGCUGCAGUCCUUCAACAUCCAUGGUCAGAAAGGAGAGGAUCCUACUGGACUGGUGCUGUGUGAUAUCGUGGGUUUGGGGGGCGGAGAGAUGACUGCACUGACCCUCCAUGACAUCCUGUCUGUCAUUAAAGGUCAUGCACCAGAGGGGCACAAAUUUAGCGCAGAUCAACCAGUGCGGUCUGAGACUGUGGGCUAUAUAAAGAAGCCAGGUCUCAAAGACAAGAUCCAUUGUGUUGCCUUUGUGGUAGAUGCCUCUAAAAUCCUGACCUACCCCAAAGGCCUCGGCACCACCUUCAGGCUGCUCCGAAAGCACAUCAGUGACCUGGACAUUCACCAGGUGGCCCUGCUGACCCAGAUAGACCAAAUUUGUCCAGAAACGGCCAAAGAUGUCACCCAGGUUUACAAGAGCCGCAUCAUUCAGGACAUGAUGAAUAAAGCUGGGGAUCUGUUGGGUAUGUCCACCUCCUACAUUGUCCCGGUGAAGAACUACUCAUCAGAGCUGAAGCUGAACGUGAACAACGAUGUGCUUCUGCUUAGAGCUGUGGACCACAUCCUGCAGUAUACUGACCUGUAUUUCCAGGACAAUGCACCACAACACACAGGGCCAAAGAACGAUUUGGGGAUUUAGCGUGUAGCAUUUAAAAAGUGUCGGAGCAACUUUAAGCUGUUUUUUCAAAGCUACAGAAUGUAAGUGCUACAUGUAAUAGAUCAUGUAACAUAUAACACUCAUUAUGUCUUUAAAUAAAACUGAAUAUAAUCAGAAA